Messenger RNA from Radiomyces spectabilis, 1273 nucleotides. RefSeq lists its product as uncharacterized. Bases 215 to 1237 code for a protein of 340 amino acids. The record is from RefSeq and is a predicted model, not a curated record. The transcript is spliced from 3 exons. NCBI's taxonomy places the organism in Eukaryota, Fungi, Mucoromycota, Mucoromycetes, Mucorales, Radiomycetaceae.
GUCUUAUUACACAUCUGCAGAAAAACUUACCUGAACUGCUUUAUCUUCAUGUCUAAACUGCAAGAAAAGUGGAAUAAUUUUAGCUAUAAAAAGUAUAGUAAAGAAGUACAAUACAACGACUUAUCAAAAAUAAUAGGAUAGCAGAGAAAGACAGAUAUUGUUGUUGAUUUUCCAAUUCCUGUUUAAUAGAUGACUCACCGUGUAACAUUCUACCAUGUAUCUGAUGACGUGUUCGCUAGAUUUGGCAAUGGGAAACGAGCUAAUUCUCGAAUUGGGUAAGAAAAUAACAUGUCAAAUCAAUCAUACCUCUUUAUCACUCACUUGUACUUUUAAAAACAUCAUGUCAAACGAACGUAGGCCCCCUCAAGUGCAAUCCUCCCGACCAGUGCGUGUGCACCCAGUGCCUGCUCUUCCGAUAAUCUCCCGGGAUUCAAGUGACGUAGCAGCAUUGAAGCAGCGUGUGGCAGUUCUUGAGCGACUAGUCGCAGAAGGAGACCGUCCAAAGAAACGCUCCUCUGUCACCAUCGACCAUGCUGAUUAUAAGCUGAGAGUAAGCAGUGUACAUAAUAUAUCCAAUUUGCUGAUAAGAAUCACUGACCGUUUCAAACAGAGGCUUAUUCGUAAGCACUACGAAGCAAAUUUUGCAAAUGACCCAAACCUCUGCUUCGAUUUGAAUAAAUUCGUCUUUGAGAAGCCAAAUAAGAAGGUCGUGAAGGCCUUGCAGGAUUACAUCGCCAACAUUUCCAGUGACGAGAGGGAGCCUGACUGGACUCCCGAAUUCGUAUACCAAAAGUGCCGCAGUUACCUGAAUGGGCUGCGAAGUAAGGCAAAAAAAAGCCCCGAAGACCUCCAAAACGAAAGUCGCACCAAUGCUACCCGGCAAAAACGGGAUCGCAAAUGCCAGGCCCGGCUCAAUGCCUUCAGGGCAAAUGAAGGCCUAACUACAUCUUUCCCUGGGGCUGGAAAGCUCCUCGACAAGCGAUUGAUGUCUGACGAGGAGGACGUGAAGGACGAAGACGGUUUCGUCGUGAAGACAAAGGUGCUUCGGCCCAACUGGAGAAGUCCUCAGGCAAAUGCCUUUUUGGAUGAGCUUUCAAAGCUCGCGGAAAAAGACAAGUUGACGCAGCAGAAGAAACGCGUCAAAGUAGUGCGUAUUCCGAAAGAAUAUGUGCUGGUGGAUCAGCACGUUGAUGCAGAACUUUUGGAGGAGCUUCCCGAUGAGGCGAAAAGACAAUAAAUACGUUUUUUUUUAUAAGAAACUAAAACAACGCAA